GGUACUCGCUUUUGGAUCGGGUCACUCAAAGAAGAGGCUGCCAUAUUGCAGUGAUACAGCGAGUUUGUGUCUUGGACAGAUAAAUAUAGCAUAUUUUAUAAAAUGCUCUCUUCUUUGUCUUUUGGAGAUACAGGCAAAAUGAAAGAGUACCAUUAUACAGGUCCAGUGGAGCACCGGUUUUCUCCUUACGCGUUUAACGGAGGGACUGUUUUAGCCGUGGCUGGAGAAGACUUCGCUAUCGUAGCUUCAGACACCCGACUGAGUGAAGGCUACUCCAUCCAUAGCCGCGACUCUCCAAAGUGCUACAAGCUAACUGACACGACCGUCAUUGGCUGCAGUGGUUUCCAUGGUGACUGUUUGACCCUGACUAAAAUUAUUGAUGCUAGGCUAAAGAUGUACAAACACUCCAACAAUAAGAUGAUGACAUGUGGAGCCAUUGCAGCCAUGUUGUCCACAAUCUUGUAUGGCAGGCGUUUUUUCCCUUACUAUGUGUACAACAUCAUUGGUGGAUUGGAUGAAGAGGGAAAAGGUGCAGUCUACAGCUUUGACCCUGUAGGAUCUUACCAGAGAGAUACAUACAAAGCUGGAGGUUCAGCUAGUGCAAUGUUGCAACCACUUCUUGACAACCAGAUUGGUUUCAAGAACAUGGAGGGUGUCCAGCAUGUUCCCCUGACAAAGGAGAAGGCCGUUCAGUUGGUCAAAGAUGUUUUUAUCUCAGCUGCAGAAAGAGAUGUGUACACUGGAGACGCACUUCGGAUCUGUGUUAUCACCAAAGAGGGUGUAGAUGAGCAGACAAUUCCACUGAGAAAAGAUUAAGUCCUGUUCCAAUUGUUUUUGUUAGCUUCUGUCUCUUCACAUCCUUCAGACCCAUUAGUUUUCUUAAAACUGUUUUGGUCCAGAGAUGGGAUCAAGAUUAAUUCAUUACAAUAUCUCAGCCUUUUUAUUUCUACCAACGCUGUUUGUUUCCACAUUUGUAAUAAAUUGAAACAAUAUAUCA
This is a messenger RNA of Boleophthalmus pectinirostris (great blue-spotted mudskipper), 997 nucleotides long. It is a transcript of the gene psmb1, whose product is annotated as proteasome 20S subunit beta 1. The transcript is spliced from 6 exons. Gene Ontology annotation, cellular component: proteasome core complex. Lineage: Eukaryota; Metazoa; Chordata; Actinopteri; Gobiiformes; Gobiidae. The record is from RefSeq and is a predicted model, not a curated record. The coding region runs from base 103 to 816 and encodes 237 amino acids.